AGGCUCCGCCCCGCGCGGAGGGAGCCGCCAUUGCGGGUUGUUUGUGCGGUCCGGCGGGCGCGGAGGGAGCGCGGGCCGAGGCGGCGCGGCGGCCGCGGACUCUUUGCCCGCCAUGUCCACCCCGGCCCGGCGGCGGCUGAUGCGCGACUUCAAGAGAUUGCAAGAGGACCCUCCUGUGGGUGUCAGUGGUGCACCAUCCGAGAAUAAUAUAAUGCAGUGGAAUGCAGUUAUAUUUGGGCCAGAAGGGACACCUUUUGAAGAUGGUACUUUUAAACUAGUAAUAGAAUUCUCCGAAGAAUAUCCAAAUAAACCUCCAACUGUUAGGUUUCUAUCAAAAAUGUUCCAUCCAAAUGUGUAUGCGGAUGGCAGCAUAUGUUUAGAUAUUCUUCAGAACCGCUGGAGUCCAACAUAUGAUGUUUCAUCUAUUUUAACUUCAAUUCAGUCUCUGCUUGAUGAACCCAAUCCAAACAGUCCAGCAAACAGUCAGGCAGCACAGCUUUACCAGGAGAACAAACGUGAAUAUGAGAAAAGAGUUUCAGCUAUUGUGGAACAAAGUUGGAAUGAUUCGUAACAGCUGCUGUGUUACUCUCCAUCCUCAUAAUCCUUAUGUACAAUUUAACUCUCAGUAGAAAGGCUACCAGAAAUUUCAAGUGCCACAGUUCUAUGAAUUUGCAUAAAACCUCAUUUGCAAACAAAAUUAAGCCCUCCAGUUUAGGAAAGCUAAAAGCUUGUGUAUCUCAAUUAACGUCCUUUUUAUUGCAUGGUAUGAACUAAGUUAUUGCUACAUAAAUUUGUAAUAUAUCCUGUUUGUAUUUUUUUUCCAAGUGUAUAAUGUUGGUGUGGAGUUUUCAUGACAGAAUAUACACAUUUUGUAAAUCUGUACUUUUUUCAAAUAUUGAAUGCCUUAUUUUUGAAUUCUUUAGAUUUUUAAAUUGGAGAAAAGCACUUAAAGUUUUUAUAUAUGAAUAUUUCAUGUAAAACUGUUAAAUACAUAACCUUAGUGCAAGACAUUCUGCUCUCACUCUG
This is a messenger RNA of Pseudopipra pipra, 1026 nucleotides long. RefSeq names its product ubiquitin conjugating enzyme E2 B (gene UBE2B). Gene Ontology annotation, cellular component: HULC complex. The transcript has 6 exons. Lineage: Eukaryota; Metazoa; Chordata; Aves; Passeriformes; Pipridae. The coding region runs from base 113 to 571 and encodes 152 amino acids. Gene Ontology annotation, molecular function: ubiquitin conjugating enzyme activity. The record is from RefSeq and is a predicted model, not a curated record. Gene Ontology annotation, biological process: proteasome-mediated ubiquitin-dependent protein catabolic process; protein polyubiquitination; DNA repair.